Molecule: messenger RNA, 1636 nt
Organism: Osmerus eperlanus (European smelt)
Lineage: Eukaryota; Metazoa; Chordata; Actinopteri; Osmeriformes; Osmeridae
Gene: adma
Product: adrenomedullin a
Exons: 4
Coding region: 1069-1617 (182 amino acids)
Biological process (GO): adenylate cyclase-activating G protein-coupled receptor signaling pathway; adrenomedullin receptor signaling pathway; positive regulation of heart rate
Cellular component (GO): extracellular region
Molecular function (GO): adrenomedullin receptor binding; hormone activity
Source: RefSeq, a predicted model, not a curated record
UUUGGUUUGGACUUGAAGUUGAGCACUGUCAUGUGUUACUGACGCUGCUCGCGAGAAACUGGACAUUUGAGGCAAUGACUUGUGGGCUUUUCUAUUGAAGCUUUUUCCUCCCAGAUUAUUUAUGGAUUUCUAAAUUAACUUUCAUAUUAAAUGUAUUCUUUCGUCAGCCUAUAACAUUUUUGAAGAAUGUUAAACAUUGAUAUGCUAAGGAAAAUGUAAGCAGAUUUCUUUGAGAUAGCUGCAAAACUUUUUUACAAACAGUUGUUCAAAAAGUAUGCAAGUAAGUAGUUUUACCCUUUGUUUUAAACAGAUAUAUGGACCAAACUGUGGUUACUGGCAUGGUUACGGUAUCAAUCAAUAACUGAAUGUUCCUGUCUUAUCAUAUCUUAAACCCACUAACCGGCGUUCUCUCCUGCUGAUACAACACUUCUGUUCAGUCCCAUCAUUGUAUGGGCUUUGUGACCACAAUCCUACAUUUGGGCUGGAAUGAGAAGGGGACCAAAGUGAAGAUCCUCUGACUGGGCAUGCUAAACUUAAUUUUUGAAGUGUUCUCAGACAUGCUUAAUUCCCCAAAUACAAAAAGAAAAAGCAUUGUCUGUUAUUUACCUUUGUGGACUCAACCCACAGCGUUAUUAUAUUUCCUUGAAAAUGAGCAAAAAUAAGCAAAUAGUGAGUAAAAUCGGUUUUGACCUCCCUUACAUGGGCAGAUGUUCUACCAUUGUGUCAUUACUUCAUGCAAAACAUACAACAAAUUAAGCAGCAAAGGAGAUACAUUUUUACAUAUUUUUGACAGAUGCCUGGAAUCUCUUGAGCAAACAUUACCAUUUCGUUUAAUCAAUUCUUGUUUUGCUAUUCCAUUAGUCAGAAAGCGCUAGACGGGGAGGGGUGGGUGGAGGCAAGGAGAGGGGAGACGGGCCCCUCCCACCUCUAGUAUAAAGGCUCCCGUCUGGCGUGUACAGACUAUUAGCCCAGUGUCACAGCUGCCUUUCAGCACCAACAGCAACUUCAACAAGCCUGUGGAAUACUCACUCCAAGCUCUCUCUGCGAACAGCUUACUCAUCCAAGUGAAUGAUUCAAGGAUUUCAGGCAGGAGACAAAAUGAAACUGAUCUUUCAGUCCUUCCUCUGUAGCUGUCUGCUGGCCACAGUCGCACACAGCGUGGAAUUUGAAAUGAGCCCCGAGUUGAAAAAAAGGUUAAGUGUGUGGAUGCAGAGCAGAUUGAGAAGGGAUCUCAACAGCGUCUCUGAGAGGGGAGCAGAGUCCGGGCAGUUUGUCAGACCGGAGGACUUCAGGGACACGCUGACCCCACAUUCCAGCACUGACUUCAGCGUCAGAACCAAGCGGUCCAAGAACUCCGUCAACCAGUACAGGAGGCCAGGCUGCUCCCUGGGUACCUGCACGGUCCACGACCUGGCUCACCGCCUGCACCAGCUCAACAACAAGCUGAACAUCGGCAGCGCCCCCAUGGACAAGAUCAGCCCCAAUGGCUACGGGCGCAGACGCCGCUCCCUGCCCCAGCGCCGGGCCACGUUGAGGCUGGAGGGAGGCAGGCUAAGGCCCACGUGGAGCAGCACCUCGCGGGCGCACAGGCUGGAGGCUCUCCUCCGACGGACCUGAGCGGGACUAGCCGGGUCGU